This is a messenger RNA of Hyla sarda, 1446 nucleotides long. Its product is annotated as protein kinase C delta type-like. Gene Ontology annotation, biological process: protein phosphorylation. Lineage: Eukaryota; Metazoa; Chordata; Amphibia; Anura; Hylidae. Gene Ontology annotation, molecular function: protein serine/threonine kinase activity; ATP binding. The coding region runs from base 1 to 888 and encodes 295 amino acids. The transcript has 3 exons. The record is from RefSeq and is a predicted model, not a curated record.
AUGCUCCUAUCGGUGGGCCUGGCAUCAGUCCCCGGCCAAAACAACUACGUGGCCAUCAAGGGAAUCACCAAGACAGGGGACAAUGCAGCGACCCUGCAGAGAGAGAGACGGAUCCUCAUGCUGGCCCGAGACUGCCCGUUCCUGUGUCACCUGUAUGCUGCACAGCAGUCUCAGGACCAUGCAUUCUUCAUCACCGAGUACCUGUCCGGCGGCAGCCUGGAGGCUUUACUCAGAAUGUGCAGCUGUCUGAACACCGACAACGUAAGAUUCUACACAGCAGAGAUUGCAUGCGGCCUCCAGUUCCUUCACGGACAUAACAUCGUCCACCGAGAUAUCAAGCCAGAUAACAUCAUGCUGGAUAGAGAUGGACACAUCCGCAUCAUAGACCUCGGAGUUGCCCAAGAUGGCGUCACCUCUUCCAACAAGAUCAAAGGAGUGACGGGCACGUUACCAUACAUGGCCCCAGAGGUGCUCCAGAGGAAGAUGUACUAUGCAGCAGUUGACUGGUGGAGCCUGGGGAUUGUUGUAUCCCGGAUGUCAGCAGGACGUUCCCCAUUUUACUUUGGCUGCAACAGAGAAAUGGCUCACGAUUCCAUCACCAGAGAGAAGCCUAAUAUUCCAUCUUGGCUCCCUGCUGACCUGAAACAUCUGAUCAAGAAACUGCUGCGUAAGAAUCCUGAGAAGCGGCUGGGUGUGAACAGGAACAUCAGAGACCAUCCAUUCUUCACCACCAUCAACUGGGAGGAACUGGAGCAGAAGAGAGCACAGCCGCCAUUUACACCAUUCAAGCCAGCUCUGAAGAAGGGAGACCUGCCGUGGCCAGAGGAAGAGACAGCCCUUCACCCCUUGGAAGGAUUCUCUUUCAUUGCUCCAAGCUGGGCCUGUUAACAUCAGCCCAUGGCCAUGGCCCAGAGCUCUGUGCCCCUGACCCGUGCCUCUGCUGCUGUAUUAGACCUCGGCUUGUCUAUAACAUCCUCUCUAUACCAUCUGAAUGCUGCAGAUUUCCAUCAAGUUGUUACCCUGGAUCUUAGCUCCACAUCCUCCACAGCCUCUGAAGACCCUCUGUACCCCAGGAGCGGCCUGUGCUUGUAACACCUCAGCACAGACCUGGUAAGUAUCACACAUCAUCACACAUACAUUAGGAUCACACACACAUUAGGAUCACACACACAUACAGGUAGAUAGAAAUAUACACACAGGUACAUACAUAGAUAGUAUAGACACAUACACACAGACACACACAACAGAUAGCGGUAGAUAUCGGCUUUGAUCCUGGGACUUGUUCCGAUCGCCAUAUUUGGGGUCAGGAAGGAAUUUUUCUCCUUUGAGGACAAUUGGCUCAUUCUUUAAGGGGGUUUUUGCCUUCCUUGGGAUCAUUCCAGCCAUAAAUAGGUAACAUAACAUAAUGUACAAAAAAUAAAUGAAUAAUAAUAAUAAAAAAAAGUA